Molecule: messenger RNA, 686 nt
Organism: Manduca sexta (tobacco hornworm)
Lineage: Eukaryota; Metazoa; Arthropoda; Insecta; Lepidoptera; Sphingidae
Exons: 3
Coding region: 60-515 (151 amino acids)
Source: RefSeq, a predicted model, not a curated record
UAUAAAAACAAACCCUGUUUACCGAUAACCAUUAUGCUUGCGUUGACUCAACGUGCGAAAUGGAUAAAACGGUGUUGCUUGUGUUCGUCUUCGUGCAAGUAAUCGUCACUGUGAACUGUCUCCAGUGCUAUCAGUGCACGAAUUGUACUACUCUAUCGAGUACACAACUCGUACAAUGUGGUAAUGUUUCUACGACGACAACAGCGCCUGCUAACGCUACAACUUCCAACAGUUCUUCGACCACUAGCAACAGUACAGGAAACAAAUUGAUUUAUGAUUCUGAAGACAUGAGAGCUGCUGAAAAAUAUUUUUGCUACGAAGUAAUAGGCGAUCUUAACGGGACGGAUCUUGUGGAAAGAGGAUGCAUGAAGGCAGCUUUGGGUUACUGCGUAAAAGUCCCAAACGAAUUGAAGUCUGUGAAGGCGUGUAGGACGGACAAGUGUAACGGGGCUUUUACCAAGCAGCUACCAAUAUUAACCACCAUUGUUAUGGUGUCCUUGUCACUUGCAAUUUAAUAUUAAGGGCUAAUUUAUCAAUCGGUCAGAUAAAAUUUAUCCAACAAAUAAAUGAAUAUAAACUGACUGAACACAAAGUGAGACAAAUUGACAACUUAAUACAUACUGUCAUUUUUAAUUCGUUUCCCUUGUACUUUAUAUUACGAAUAAUUUUUUUUUGAUAAUUGAAAA